AUGCUGAAAUUCCAAGAGACUAAGUGUGCAAGAGGGUGCACAGCCACUUCCAAGCAUCCAGCUCCCUUGAUUGCAAGAAGAUAUGUUCUUCAGCAGAAACUUGGCAGUGGAAGUUUUGGAACUGUCUAUCUGGUGUCAGACAAGAAAGCCAAACAGGGGGAGGAGCUAAAGGUACUCAAGGAAAUCUCUGUUGGAGAAUUAAACCCAAAUGAAACUGUUCAGGCCAGUGUGGAAGCCCAGCUCCUUUCCAAGCUAAAUCAUCCAGCCAUUGUCAAGUUCCAUGCAAGCUUCGUGGAGCAGGAUAAUUUCUGCAUUAUCACAGAAUACUGUGAGGGCCGAGAUCUGGACUAUAAAAUUCAGGAAUACAAAGAAGCUGGGAAAAUCUUUCCUGAAAAUCAGAUUGUGGAAUGGUUUAUCCAGUUGUUGCUUGGAGUUGAUUAUAUGCACGAGAGGAGGAUACUCCAUCGAGACUUGAAAUCAAAGAAUGUAUUUCUGAAAAAUAAUCAACUUAAAAUCGGGGAUUUUGGAGUUUCUCGACUGCUAAUGGGAUCGUGUGAGCUGGCUACAACUUUAACCGGGACUCCCCAUUAUAUGAGUCCUGAGGCCCUGAAGCACCAAGGCUAUGAUGCCAAGUCUGACAUCUGGUCACUGGCAUGCAUUUUAUACGAGAUGUGUUGCUUGGAUCACGCGUUUGCUGGUUCCAGUUUCUUGUCUGUGGUUUUAAAUAUUGUUGAAGGCAACACACCUUCACUUCCUGAGAGAUUCUCACGAGAACUAAACACCAUCAUGGAAUGCAUGUUGAACAAGAGUCCUUCCUUGAGACCAUCUGCUAUAGAAGUUUUAAAAAUCCCUUACAUCGAAGAGCACCUUCAGCACCUGAUGUGUAAAUAUUCAGACGCGACGCUGGAAGGCAAGAACUCGGUUUGUCAGAAGGAUGCUGUUCAUAUAAUUAGUGCCAUGCAGAAAAAGAUCCACCUGCAGACUCUGCAAGCCCUGUCUGAAGUGCAGAAAAUGACUCCGAGGGAAGGGAUGCAACUGAGGAAGCUGCAGGCCACUGAUGAGAAAGCCAGGAAGCUGAAAAAGAUUGUGGAAGAAAAAUAUAAAGAAAAUAGCAAGCAGAUGAAAGACUCAAGAUUCCAGGAGUUUGAACCUCUAGGAGUUGGUGUGCCCCAUGAAUUAGAUGAACGGACUUCCGAGAACCUGCCUGACCCUCAGUCCCUUCCUUCCCUGGACCUCGGCGAAGUAGAGUCAAGUUUAGACGACACCAUAGUUGGCCUUGGACAUUAUGGGAUCCCAGAAGACCCGCUGGUUGCUGAGGAGUAUUAUACCGAUGCAUUUGAUUCCUGUUCUGAGGAGAGUGAGGAGCAGGAGGAAGAAAUGGUGUUCUCAGAAGCAGAGGGAGAAAUGACGGACAAGGAAGCCCCACCUGCUUACAGAACAAACCAACAGGACAGUGAUAUUGAAGCCCUGGUUGGGUGUUUGGAAAAUGUCCUGGGUUGCACCUCUCUAGACACAAAGACCGUUACCAGGGCGGCUCCAGACAUGUCCCCCGGACCAUCAGUUUUCAACAGCGCCAUGGCCCGGACCAAGAUGAAACACAUGAAGGAAUCAGCCAUGCAGAAGCUAGGAACGGAAGUGUUUGAGGAGGUCUACAGUUACCUCAGGAGAGCAAGGCAUCAGAAGGCCUGUGAAGCAGAGAUCCGGGAGCACCUGGAGACGGUGGUUCCUCGAGCCAGCGACUGCUUUGAAGUCGACCAGCUCCUCUACUUUGAGGACCAGCUGCUGACCACAGAAGGAAGAGAGCCCACUCUCCAGAGCCGCCACUGUGAAGCUGCCACCAAAGAAGCACAUAACUUUCUGUGACAAUCGAUGGGGUUUACACUCUGAACUACACUGUGGGAAACCAGUGCGCAACUGGAGCCGCCAUCUUUACC
Microtus oregoni (creeping vole) is the source of this 1934-nucleotide messenger RNA. RefSeq names its product NIMA related kinase 11 (gene Nek11). Gene Ontology annotation, molecular function: protein kinase activity; ATP binding. The transcript is spliced from 15 exons. The record is from RefSeq and is a predicted model, not a curated record. Bases 1 to 1863 code for a protein of 620 amino acids. Lineage: Eukaryota; Metazoa; Chordata; Mammalia; Rodentia; Cricetidae. Gene Ontology annotation, biological process: protein phosphorylation.